AUGUCUUUCCUGGAGAGUCACGGAUUCCCAACUGUACCCCAAAUGAAAAGUAAGUCGAUAUUGUUCUGCCAUUCCAUCCUUUCUGAGGGCACACCAACCUUUUUUGAUGAGCCUGCCCAAAGAUUAGCUCGACUCUCGAGUAGUGAUGGUUACGAUACAUUUACUAGAGUUUCCAAUUCGAUCUUUGAUUAUUUCACACUGCUUUUCAGCAACGCUUCCAAGCUCCACCAUUAUGUCCUUGUGGUCAGAAGGCCGACGGCACCUUUAGGUGAGGGUACACGCACUCGGAUAAGUCACAACGGCGAUUCAUACGUUUUCCAAGGGUUUUCGGUGAGUCCUCGUUCCUGCACGACUUUAUAUCCCUCUUCUGACGAAUUCACCAUUUUCGGUCGAUUUCAGUGUUUUACCGUAGAAGAGCUAGACAUGUUUCACCAGUACCUUUUCGUUGACCUUUUGGAACUAUACGAUGAAUCGUUGUAUCCGUUUGGGGUCACUGAUGGUUGCCCAAUCUACCAUGUCAUGCCGCGGUUCAUCUGCGAGAAAGGUUCGGUUCAACUGUAUUGGCAUCGAUAUAAUUUUACUCAAACGAGCUUACAAUUAGUGCCACGACGUCAUGUCUAUUACAGCCCCAUAGCUUAUGCAAACUUGAAGAACCCAGAACUUGCGGAGGCUCAACGUCGUCUUAAUAAGUUGCGUCAUGCUCAAUCAAGUACUAGUACAGGGCAGAAAGAGCAUCUGGAUGAGAUGAACACCCUACUCAAACGAAUCAAUGAAAUAAAACAACACGCUGCCUCCCUCAACACUACCAAAGUAAUCCCUUGCACCGGUUUCUUAGCGACAGGACUUUAUGCGGAUGUCACGGCGCAUGUUCUACUGAUGAUUCUCGCUGUGAAGCAUGCACGACUGCAUUGGUCUCUUUCGGAGUUCGAGAAGAUCAUCGAUUACAAGUUUGCAAACCGAAACUUAAUUGAGCUCGCCUUCACUCAUCCAUCCUACAAAAAUGAUUUUGGCGUAAACGUGGACCAUGUGAAGACAACGCUGACCAAUUGCUUAUUUCGCCGAUAUGCUCCGUUCACAGAAAACAACGAGAAGAAAAAAGGUUUCCGUAAUCUGAUGCAUAUAAUGUCGCAGUCUGGGUCAAAUACUGCUGGUUUGUCGAAAGUGGCACAUAACGAACGAUUGGAAUAUUUGGGUGAUGCUGUGGUGGAGUUGAUAGUGUCGAGUCGCUUGUUCUUCAUUCUGCCGCAUCAAGAAGAGGGUGGUCUGGCUACGUACCGUAGCGCGCUAGUACAAAAUCGUAAUCUUGCAGCACUUGGGAAGAAACUACACCUCGGUGAUUGGAUGAUGUAUGCUCAUGGAAUUGAUUUAUGUGAUGAGGAAGAUUUUCGGAAAUCCUUAGCCAAUACGUUUGAGGCUGUGCUGGCUGCCAUUUAUUUGGAUGGAGGAAUCGAGGAGUGUGAUCGUAUUUUUGCCGACGCGAUGUUUGGUGAUGAUCCUGCGGUCAAAGAUCAGUGGCUAAAUGUUCCUGAGCAUCCUCUUAAGGUCGAACAACCGGACGGUGAUAGAAUGAUUAUCGAUGACACCGACGAACUACUCGAACUUACAGACUUAGAGGAUAUCCUUGGAUUCCGUUUUCAAAAUAUCCGAUUGCUCGCGAAAGCGCUGACUCGAAGAAAUGUGCCGUACAACACACUCACUUGUGGUAAUAACCAGCGUUUGGAGUGGCUUGGAGAUGCUGUGCUGCAACUUGUAAUUUCCAAUUAUCUUUAUCAUCAUUUUCCAAAUCAUCACGAAGGACAUCUAUCACUGUUGCGCACCUGUCUCGUCUGUAACGAAACACAGUCACAAAUUUGCGAAGAUCUUGGUCUCCACUGUUUCAUUAUACAUCCUCCCGGAGGUGGUUCGCGUUUGCCUGAUCUUAGCUUGAAAGAUAAGGCUGAUUUGGUUGAAGGUGAGCCAUUCAUUCUCUCAUUGAAGAAUACUGUACAUAGUAUUUCCAAUCAAAAACCAAACUCCUUUAAGAAACAUUUCAUCGAGUCGAAAAAAUGGAAUGACUCCAAGUCGCAGUUGCAACAGUGUUGUCUAGCUUUGCGAGAAUUAGACGCUGGCGAUUCUUCUGCUCCAGAAAUGCCGGAAUAUAGAACCAUCGGUAUAGAAGGUUCAACAAAUGCUCGCCAUUACCGCGUGGCAGUUUAUUUCAGGAAUAUGCGUCUGGCUGUCGGUGAAGCCUGUACUGUUCAUUUGGCGCAGAUGAAUGCAGCUAAAAAAGCUCUUGAAGAGUACAAAGAAAUGUUCUCCUCCAUAUCAAGGAACAAUGUCAAAAAUGCGGCUAGUGCCUUCAUUAAGGUAGGUCAAGGUUCCUCAUAA
Molecule: messenger RNA, 2367 nt
Organism: Haemonchus placei
Lineage: Eukaryota; Metazoa; Nematoda; Chromadorea; Rhabditida; Trichostrongylidae
Source: the annotation of a GenBank genome assembly